Fusarium proliferatum ET1 is the source of this 1614-nucleotide messenger RNA. RefSeq lists its product as uncharacterized. Gene Ontology annotation, molecular function: medium-chain fatty acid-CoA ligase activity. The record is from RefSeq and is a predicted model, not a curated record. The coding region runs from base 1 to 1614 and encodes 537 amino acids. Lineage: Eukaryota; Fungi; Ascomycota; Sordariomycetes; Hypocreales; Nectriaceae. The transcript is spliced from 3 exons. Gene Ontology annotation, biological process: fatty acid metabolic process.
AUGAGCACUUUCAAGACUCCGGCUUCUGGGCUUCAAGCGAGCGUCAAGAGGCAUCCAGAUCUGGCACUUUUCAAAAUCCCAGAGCAGUCUCCUCAAGGCACAAAGUUCAAAGACGUUUCCUUUGCUCAGUUCGAGCGGGAUGUUAAGCAGACGGCAAAAUAUUGGAAGGACAAGCUUUCUAACCUAGGCGUUCAAGAUAGGGCUGUUGUCGGUGUCUGGUUGAGGGGUUAUGCCUACUCAGAUACCGUCCAUAUCCAGGGUCUCAACUGGGCAGGAUACAUCCCUCAGCUGUUGUCUCUGCGCAUGACAGAUCCAACUGUUAUCUAUGAGCUCCUGCAGAAGUCCAGCGCCGUGGCCUUACUGCAUGAGCCAGACAACACUUCUCUCUUAAAGGAUAGCCCGGUGCCGACAUUCCCAGCCAGCGCCAACCACUUAAACACGGAUACAGCGCAACUUCCAGUGACCCCCUGGCAUCCCAGCAAUGACGACGAUGUACUCUUCAUUUAUCACACGUCUGGCUCGAUUUCAGGAAUACCAAAACUAGUACCUCUUACUGCGCGAUGGGUCAACUACACCCUAGAUCUGUCAACAUUUUUCGAGCAGCGGUCAAACAAGAAGAGGGAGAGGAUGGUUAGUGUCCACAUGGGAAGCUUCUGUCACCUUGCCGGAUCUGCCUUCAGCUGGAUUGCUGCCAAAGAAGGUUCAUGCGUCAUCAUCCCAAGCACUCUCCCUGCUCCGGUCCCCGAAGUGCGCACCAUGCUUGACGAGCAUGGCUUGACAUGUGUAUACCUGUUCCCGCCUGCUCUAUCUGCCCUGUUCAGUGAAGCACGCAAGGAUCCAUCUCUCCUAGCGUCUCUGAAAAAGGUUGACAAUGCAGGCUCUGGCGGCUUGAGCCUCGAUGUCGCAGAUCUGGAGUGGGCGCGCAAGAACGGAAUCUCAAUGUUCAAUGUCUUUGGUUCCACAGAAAUGGGCUUUGCUUUGAUGACAGAUGCUAGGAAGAACGACGAUUACCUUGAGUGCCACCCUACUGCCAAAAACGAGUUUAUCCCCAUCGGAGAUCCGCUGGCGUCGGGCGAGCAGCUACUUGAGCUAGUUGUGCCCCCAGAGGCGGCCAAUUGCCCAGUGCCCAGCUUUAGAUCUGCCGAUGGCAAGUUUCAUUCAGGCGACUUGUUCGUUGAGGUCAAGCCUGGCAAGUAUCUUUUCAGGGGACGCAACGAUAACUGGAUCAAGAUGGAAGCCUCCCUGCGAUGCGAUACCAUGUCUAUAGAGGCUAAUGUCAUGGAGACCUGUGGCGAGGAUCUUGUCAGCGCAGUGGUUGCCGUCGGUGUCGGGCGCCCUUGUCCUACUAUAAUUGUUGAGCCAAAGCAAGAGUGUCUACAAAGCGCCAACGAUACUGAUGAUGGGGAUUCGACGCAGCAGUUGAAAGAAGAUAUUCUGGAGCGGAUCACUCCAUUUCAUAAGCGAAGGUAUACACAUGAGCGAGUCGACGAUACGCGAUACAUAGUUGUUGUUCCGCAGGGGACGCUUCCUAGAACAGCUACAAAGGGAAAUGUGCGAAGGCAGGAGGUUGAGAAGGGAUUCCAGACGGUUCUGGAUGCCGUGUACGUGAAGUAG